Molecule: messenger RNA, 1460 nt
Organism: Oncorhynchus gorbuscha (pink salmon)
Lineage: Eukaryota; Metazoa; Chordata; Actinopteri; Salmoniformes; Salmonidae
Product: methyl-CpG-binding domain protein 4-like
Exons: 7
Coding region: 1-1308 (435 amino acids)
Biological process (GO): DNA repair
Cellular component (GO): nucleus
Molecular function (GO): catalytic activity; DNA binding
Source: RefSeq, a predicted model, not a curated record
AUGAUCAAUGAUUCUAGUCCCCAGGGACAGAGGUUCCGGUCCAGGGCGUCUCUUCAAGCUUUCCUUCUCAGAGAUGCAGGAGGGGAUCUACAGAUAGAUGACUUUGACUUCACCAAAGCCAAGAGUGGCAUUGUAGCUGUGACUCCGCUGCCAAGCCAGGAGAGACAGAGGAAAGUUAAUCAGAAAGACACACGUCAUACCUCAGAGGCCAAUAUCAAAGAAGACCGGCAGAACACAGAGGAGAAUAUGGAAGAGGGUAGAAUAUUAAGCCUGCCUCCAAAUAACACAAAAAUAGCAAAUUCCGCAAAAUCCUGCAAGCAGAGGACCAGACCCAGAGACAAGAGAACGAUAAUAACUAAUCUGAGGCCUGACAUGCCUCCUCACCUGGCAAGGGGGAAUCACAGACCGGCAGCUGGGAGAGGCUCAGAAACGGGCCAAACAUCAGACACAAAUGAAGACAUCAAAGAGACAAACAUACAAGCCUCUGUGAGAAGGGGUGAGGAUGAUGAGACUGAGAGGCGUCUGAAGGUCGUGGCGGUAGUUGACGAUGUCAUACUGGAGAAGAGCCCCCAGAGGAGGCCGGGGCUGCUGAGAGAAAAGCUGCUCAGGCUGGCCCCGCCCACUGAUUUACAAGAUGCUCUCAUUGGGGAGGCUGAGUCUGAGAGUGUGGGAGUGGGGGAGACUGAGGGAGUGGAGAAUAUAGAAGCAGAGGUGCAUGACGAAGAGCUGCCAUCUCCCCAGACCACUGGAGAGCGCUGUAUACCACUGAAAGAUUCCCAGAGCAAACUGUUAGGAGAGAAACGGAAGACCAGUCCUUAUUUCAGCCGGAAGUCAAUGAGAGAUGGUCUAAGCCCCCCCAGGAGGAAAGCCUUAAGGAAGUGGACCCCUCCUCGCUCCCCCUUCCACCUGGUGCAGGAGACCCUUUUCCACGACCCUUGGAAACUCCUGAUAGCCACCGUGUUCCUCAACAAAACCAGCGGUAAAAUGGCCAUCCCGGUGUUGUGGCAGUUCUUUAAGCUUUACCCAUCAGCGGAGGAGACCAGGGGGGCAGAGUGGAAGCCCCUGUCUGUGCUGCUGAGAUCUUUGGGCCUGUAUGAACUGCGAGCCAAAAUCAUCAUCAGGUUCUCUGAUGAAUACCUGACCAAGCAGUGGCGCUACCCUAUAGAGCUGCAUGGGAUUGGGAAGUAUGGCAAUGACUCCUACAGGAUCUUCUGUGUAGAGGAGUGGAGACAGGUUGAACCCCAGGACCACAUGCUGAACAAGUACCAUGCUUGGCUGUGGGAGAACCAUGAGAGGUUGGGAAUCUGAACCAUGAGGAACUGCGAUGUCACAACCUGUUUUAUCAGUGGAAGAAUGUUCUAGUUCUUAAAUCAUUAGGCUUAUAACCUGACAUAUCGGUAUCUCUCUUGGACAACAAUUGUUACUCAACAUGAUUCUAUUAAAGAAAUUGUUUUAUCAUG